Chara braunii is the source of this 1143-nucleotide messenger RNA. The record is from the annotation of a GenBank genome assembly. NCBI's taxonomy places the organism in Eukaryota, Viridiplantae, Streptophyta, Charophyceae, Charales, Characeae.
AUUCGGUCAUUAUAAAAGUCAAUGCCCCCGACUGCAGGGGAGGUAUGGAGGAAGCAGUGGAACUCUCUCGCUAAGUAGAGAGCUUGAAGAUUCGCUGAGUUCGGUGGGUAAGAUGGCAAAACAGAUUCUGGACCAGCAAAAGGAAGUCGAGGAGGCGAAACAAGCAGCCGAUGCUAAAGCAAGGAAAGAAGAGGAGGAGAAGGCCUCAAAAGAAGAAGCGACUAGGAUCGCGCUUGUGAAAAAACUCGCCAAGGAAGAGAAAGAAAAGAAGCGACAAUGGAAGCUGAAGAAGCUGCUAGCUUAACAAGCCGAAGAAUACGAGUUGAAGUUGGAAAAGUUGGUCGGGCUAAGUAAGAAGAUGAAGGGCGUCACCAUUGGUGCAAAGCAGAAAGAAAAAGCGAUUGAAACACCGCCAUCGAGUGACGAUGACGCUGAGGAAGACGAGGCAGAGGAGGAAGCAACACCAUUGAAAGGUAAAAGGAAGCGUCGAGAUUCAACUGGGGCUGUGGAGAACAGUCCGCCGGUCGAGACGUCGAAGAAACAAGGAAGAAAAGAAAGCGUGGAGACACCUGCAAGUCAGAAGCGCAAAGGUCGUGGAAGACCGACCAAAGCAGAAGCUCAGGCCACGAGAAUGGCGAAGGGAGAAGAUCCAUGGGAAGGUGUUCCUAUGGGAGAGAAGUUCGCGACCGAGACGGCGUAUCGGAAAGCGGUACGAAAGGCAAUAGGGGCAUUUUACUCAGAAACUUUGAAGGCAAUGUGCAAAGGUGUCGGGCUGCCGUUCUAUGGAGUGAAUGACGUGAUCGAUACUCUUUCAGAGUUGAGGGUGAGAUAUUGUUUUCGAGGUGAUGAUCUCCGGAAGAUUGAGAUCUAUGUUACCAAGCGGUGUUCCGAUGUCCUGAACGAGAUUCCUGUGCAUAGGAUUAAUAUUGUGGUCGAGGUGAUUGAGCUCCUGGUAUUUGAUGUGGCACGCGAACAUGAAGGAAAGCUAACAACACAAGCCGCGUGGGAGGCGUUUGUAGAUCCGUCAUUGGUGGAUCGUGAGUACCUUCAAGGCGCUAUCUGUGAGGGUGCAUUGUAUGACAGGUAGUUGUUGUUGUGAGGGUUGGGGAGUAUAUUGCGAAGGUUUAUCUACGCUUAAGCUCG